This is a messenger RNA of Amphimedon queenslandica, 1429 nucleotides long. Its product is annotated as ribosome biogenesis protein wdr12-like. Gene Ontology annotation, molecular function: protein binding. The coding region runs from base 25 to 1326 and encodes 433 amino acids. The record is from RefSeq and is a predicted model, not a curated record. Gene Ontology annotation, biological process: ribosome biogenesis. The transcript has 13 exons. Lineage: Eukaryota; Metazoa; Porifera; Demospongiae; Haplosclerida; Niphatidae.
AACGGGCACCCACGUGGUGACAACAUGGCCACUCACAAUGGAGAAGAGGGAGUCUACAUUCAAACUAGUUUCUUCACGAAAGAGAAAAGGUAUGCCAUAGAAGACACUCCAUUCUCUCUUCCAGUCUCUUCAACACGGAAAGAUCUUAACCAGCUUCUCAAUCAGCUUUUGUCUGAAAACAGUGACGAUAAAAUAACUCGAAGCAUAGAUUUUGAUUUUCUAAUUAAUGGCACGCUCCUUCGAAAAACCUUAGGAGACUUAACGAGCAGUCUGUCGCUAACAUUGGAGAAUGUGGUCCAAAUAGAAUACAUUGAGCGUAAUCCUCCUCCUUCACUUGAGAACGAACUGCCCCACAAUGACUGGGUCUCUGCUGUACACUGCAAUGAUAAUUAUAUUCUUAGUGGUAGCUAUGAUCAUAAUGUUAGGAUAUGGAGUCAUUCUGGUAAAUUGAUUACAAAGUGUCUCGGCCAUGACAGCAAAAUUACCGACGUUGCCUGGUUACCACGGCAACCGUCACCAGAGGGUCACAUGACUUUUUUGAGUUCGUCACACGACCAGCACAUACACAUGUGGACAUUUGAUCCAAAUGAAGAUGAAGAGAGUGUCCGGCUAAAGGUUAUUUGUAAAGGUCACAGUCGGUCUGUGGAGGCCAUUGCUGUCAGCCCUUAUAAGGAGAAUUGUAAGUUUGUUAGUUGCAGCUGGGACAAGAUGCUCAAGAUAUGGUCCGGAGAGAUUGGAGGAGCUGACGUUAAUGAUGAUGAUGAAGAUAAACAAGCUAAAAGAUCCAAUAUUAAUCUCUCCUCUAAACCUUCCAGCAGAGCUCCCGUGGCAACCCUUGCUGGCCACACCCACCCAAUAAUGUGUAUGACGUGGGCGGACGAUGGAGUGUUGUAUUCCUGUGGCUAUGAUCAUUGUAUCAGAGAAUGGGACAUGACGACUGGAGUCAAUACUGGCAUACAGAAUGGCUCUAAGGUGUUCUUAGAUAUUGACAAGAGACCUGGGUCCCCUCUACUAGUUACGAGUCAUACUGAUAAACACAUUAGGAUCUGGGACAAUAGAACUGACUCUCCAUCAGUGAUUAGCUGUACCCUCUCCUCUCACCACGGCUGGGUCAAGAGGGUAAGGUGGUCGCCUCUUUCAGAGUAUCAGAUCGUAUCAGGUUGCUAUGACAACACAGCUCGAAUGUGGGACACGAGAAGUCCUAAAGUCCCCUUGUAUACAAUGGCAGCUCAUAAUGGAAAGUUAUUGUGUUUGGACUGGUCAUAUCGACAAUUAAUAGCAACUGGAGGGGCUGAUAACACGUUGAGAACAUUUAGAGUUGGAUGAUAAAUAAUUAUUUCAUAAUUCUAUUCUAUGUAUGAGUUAAUUUUUAUGGAAACAGAAUAAAAAUUGAAUUUUGGUUCUGGCAUGUCAAUGCUGAUUGUCAAAA